GGUCGAGCGCGCCGUGACGUCGGAGGCCCAUGGCGGCGGCGGCGGCGGCGGCGACGCGAGAAACCUGGCGGGCGGCGUCUCCGCGGAGAAGGCGCUCAGCGGCUCGGCGUCCGAAGCGGAGGGAGGCUGCGGCGGCCGCUGGGACCCCGGGAGCCGAGCCCGAGGUGGACGGUGGAGUCGUGCUUCGUCGCAUCCAGGAGGCCAGGGAGGACCUGGUUAUCUCUGACUUCUGGAGCUCAGCACUAGAAACCAUCACCGGGUGUCUCCGGAAACACCUGGAACAGGUGAGGGCCCCCGAGGGGUCUCUCUCGGAAGCUCUGGGACACCUGCAUCUCGACGCCCCCCCGGUGGAGGCAGAUGCGGCCCCUGGCUCCAUCCCGGAAGAGACCCUGGUCCCAGGGACCUGCUGCUUCAAGUGUGUGUGUUACGGCGUCGGGAACUUCGCCAGCUGCGUCAUAGCUAGAAGCCAGCUGGCGUUUUUGCUCCUCCUUCUGGAGCGGUGCCAGAUUCCCAGGAGUCACUGCUGGGUGUACGACCCUCUGUUUAGUCGACUAGAAAUCACGGUUCUCAACGCCCUGGGCGUGGUGGUUCUCGGGGAGAAUGAGGAAGGGAAGCGCAGCGUGUGCGGGGAACCCACCGUCUUCUACAUGCCGCACUGCGGGACAGCGCUCUACAACAACCUGCUGUGGAGGAACUGGUCGGUGGAUGCCCUUUCCAAGGUGGUCAUCAUCGGCAACAGCUUCGGGGGGCUCGAGGAGAGGUUGUUGACGAGGAUUCUGCAUAAACAUUACCCAUAUGUUGCAAAGAUUCUGACAGGCCUGGAGGAGCUGGCGUUCCCUCAGACCCCAAGGUACAUGGACGUAUUUAAUGACACCUCUAUCCACUGGUUUCCUGUACAAAAGCUAACGCAGCUCCCCACGGACACUUGGGCGUUUCGGGAAGAGCCAGAUUACCAGGACUGUGAGGACCUCGAGAUCAUCAGGAAGAAGACAGAGCCUCCCUGCGCUGACCUGAGCUCGCUGUGAGGGGCCCGUGGCAUAGGGACUGCAGGCGCCCUCUCACCGAGCAGGGAGGACGUCAGCUUGCUGUAAGACGCAGUUUAUUCCCCAGCGCGCCCCCAGCAGGUGCACGGCCUACUUGGCCAUGUCGAUGAGGCUCUGCAGCGAGGUGGGCACCCAGGUCUUCUCGCCCUGCACGAACACCACGCCACGGUCGAUGUAGAUGACAAUGCGGCCGAAGGUGUACAGCUGCUUGCCCUCGUGCCGCUUCCCGAUGACCGGCAUGAAGACGAUGUUGUGCUCCUCGGCCUUGGUCUCGAUGAGGUCCUUAAAGUUCAUGGGCACGGCGCUGGCAGCCACGCCGAUGCCCCGCUGGGCCAUGUUCUCAGCCUCGCGCCGUUCCUGCAUGGCCUCGUACUGGAAGUCCUUCCUCCGUUCCGUGUGCGUGAGGAGGGACGACGGGUUAACUCCAAGUGUUAAGAGGGGCCACCCAGCUCCGGCCCGGCAGACGCACUGAGGAGCCGCCAGCACAGGGGUGACGAGGUGGACCCGGCUCACGCGAGCCUCGUUCAGGGACAGCGCUCCUCUCAGCCGCAGGAGACGGGGGGCAGCUGCAGGCUGAGUAACUACGUGGAGGGGCUGAGACGAGUCUGUGUCCUGGAGCCCCAGGUGUGAACUCUGACUCAGUGUGGGGCCCUCACUCACCGACAUUGGAGGACACCGCCCUGUUCAUGAUAUCCAGAGCCUCGUUGAACUUGUCCUUGACAGACGGGUGCGCCAGCACUUGGUCCGAGAACAUGGACUUCCAGCCCAGGUACCACUUGGUGAUCUCCUCAUAAUUGGGGCUGUUGCUCAGCCAGGAGCACAGCACCUGCCCAGAGGAGGCAGGUGAGACGCCAGGGCCCACCGCAGUGGCGAGCGGGAGCACAGCAUCCACCUGCUCGUCUGGGUCCCGGUCUGCAAGCCGGUGACGCUUGCAGGGCUUCAGGGGCUGAAUGGGGUCAGCUCGACAGUGAAGGGCCCUGCACGUGGACUCUGCGCCUGGGCCUCCCACCCCCACCCUCGGGCCCCCGUGUGGCAAGCGUUCAAUAAAGGGUGCGCACUGUG
Bubalus bubalis (water buffalo) is the source of this 2105-nucleotide messenger RNA. It is a transcript of the gene SRRD, whose product is annotated as SRR1 domain containing. NCBI's taxonomy places the organism in Eukaryota, Metazoa, Chordata, Mammalia, Artiodactyla, Bovidae. Bases 30 to 1025 code for a protein of 331 amino acids. The transcript has 8 exons. Gene Ontology annotation, biological process: microtubule-based process. The record is from RefSeq and is a predicted model, not a curated record. Gene Ontology annotation, cellular component: nucleus; cytoplasm.